AAAUAUAGGCAAGUGAUAAGGAGACAGAAAGCUAGCUGCCUUGGUUAAAAAGGACACACUGUAUACAUUCACUGAAAUAUCGGCACAUUGUAUCCCACUAAUACAUACAAUUAUUAUGAAUUUAUUUUAAGGAGAGAUAGAGACAUACAAUUGCAAUAAUUAUCUGGUCAGGGAAAUCCUGGAGAACGAGAGCAGGCCCUGUAUGGGACAGCUGAGUAGGGACAUCCCAGGCAGAGCUUAGCAAGGAUAAGGGCGCAGAGGCAGAAACAGAUGGCAACACAGUCUGGAGGGUGGUCUGAAAGAGGAGGUCAGCACUCAGUGAGACUGGACCAGAUCAGACCAGACUUCCAAACGGAACUGUGGUUAACUGCUGGACAUUGUGUUCCAAAUCAAAUUGUGUAUCCUCUGGGAGGGAGGACUCAGUGGAUGAUGCUUCCACCCUGAUUUCUUGGAGCUGGAAAAGGUAGGGGACCAGCCUAAGAAGCACCCAUGGGUAUGGACACCAUCUUUACACCAUUCUUUUUCUGGGUGGUGGCAGGGAGGUGACCCAAGGGCUAUGGUCAGGGUAGAACUUUACAGGUGGUAUAAGUAGCUAGCAUUAAAAUGAGACACACAGCUCCCACUGCAGCAAAGUCACUUGGGAGAGUAGGUCAUUGGCUGGCUGUGUUGCCACACUGAACUCUCCAGCGUCCUACCAGAGAGAGGUGCAAAUCUAGACUUAGAAACAAAGUGUUUUCCAUAGGCUAGGAGGCCAUCAAUUUCAUCAAGUGUCUGUAAAAGGCAGGUAUGCAGGACUAAGCUGUGGGGAGAUUUGGGAAAUGUAUGGAGAAGACAUCUCUAACUUGUUAACCUCCAAGAUGGCCCUCUUUCCUAUUGUGCAGUCAAUACCCCUCUCUCCUGAGAAAAGAAAUUAAUAAAAAACCACCAUCGCCACCACUCACAUAACAGGCCGCACAAAGCUUAGGAGUUCACUCCUGCUGACAAAGAAUGGACGUGCUCUUGCCUGCUGAUCUGAUGGUACAGAAGGCAAUGUUCUUACCUGAACUUACCUCCAAGGAGAACUAGCUUUGAGACCUCUCAGGAACAUUGUUUAAAUGCACCUUUCCAUUUAAAAAGAAUGCUUCAAAUUAAUGUUUGAAGUCAAUUGACAAGCAUUUAGUCGGUUUGAGUCUCUAGGUGUCUCAGCGUGGAGACUGGACUGGAGAGCCAGACCAUGAAGACUCUGGAAUAUACAUGGGUGUGGGCAGGACAGGGAAGCCCUUAGGACUGUCAAGGUGGAUGAUCUGGGAAAAGCACCAGUUCCACAAGCCUGCUAACCCAGGCUCGAUUCCCAGAAACCACGUGAAAAAGCAUGAUGCCGUGGUGCUCAUCUGCAACCUCAGAAUGCCUUAUGGCAAGACAAGAGUGUGGUGGCCUCGGGUUUGCUUUUAUUAAUAAGACUCUCUAAGAUUCAUGCUACACAAGAGACAGGAGAAUUGUCCAGAAACUUGAGGGCCCACUAGCCUGGAGCAACAGACCAGAAACAAAAAAACCCUGCCUCAGAGACAAGGCAGAGGGAGAGAACUGACUCCUCCAAAUGUCUCCUGAUUCCACACACAUACACCACAGUAGUAAUAUUCAAUAAAGACAUUGUAAAGGGAUUUUUAAAGAUGCAUUUGGGGACCAAAGAAGGUGUAGUCUGGCAGUGCACUUGCCUGGGAAGGUGUAGCUUGGUGGUGCAGCACACUUGCCUAGCUGAGUUCUAUUUUUACACCCCAAAAAACCUGCACUUGUAACUUUCAAUACAGAAUCCACAGAGUCCUAGCUGUAUGACUUUGGGCAAAUUACUGCUUCUCUGUGCCUCAUUUUCCCUAUGGAUAAAAUACUGAGGAAAUGUGUUGUAUUUACAUCUGUGGCCACAGAGCGUCUGCUUCCAGUCAUAGUAAUGAGCAUAACUGCAUAAGAGAUGGAUGGACAUAGGCACACACAGGAACCUGGAAGUUAAAAUGUUUACAGUGGCUUAAGGAGAGAUGAGGACGGCAAAUUAGUACCCAUCUCAUUGGAAGACUUAAUUUACAUCAAGUACCUGGGCUGGGGCCUGAUACGCUGUAGGUGCUCCAGGUACUAAGCAGUACCUUGUUUUAGUACUGAGUUUUGUUUUGUAUUUUUAACCUGGUGUUACCCAGGGCUACACAUGGUCUGUAAAGAGUCCAAGGCCAAUGUUAGCAAGAACAGUUGCAGCAUUCCUGUGCUUAUAGAGCACAGCCUUCAUAGACUCAGUUCUCAGAGGCUUAUGUUCCUACGCCUGAGAGACUUUGAGUAACUAAGCAAUCAUAUAGUAAACUGAGGCUACAAUGACCCGAGGAAAGCCCCAAUUAGAGAGAGGGGUGCCCUGCUUUCCCCUGAUGUCCCCAGUGUGACCCUUUAUUACAACACUAGAACUGUCUAUCAGCAUUUCCACUAAUGCAAAGGGGAAAACACAGGCCUGGGCUUCAUGGAAAGUGUUCUGAUUCUCACAACCAGAAUUCCUGCCUUUAGAAGGGGGUGGGGGUAGAUCUUUAACUUUUCCUUUAGCAUUUCAGAACCCAACUAUUUGAAAAGCGUCUUUUCUGAGGAAUGGUAUUUCCUGGCAUAAAACAGUCUUUGUCAAGUGACUCAGACUGAUUAUUUUUCAAUAUCAAUUGGCCUCAACUUUACAGAGAAAAAGUGGGCACUGGGUAUCAGUUUGAUGUCAGGGUUUUUCCCGGUUUGAAGAGCUUUAAAUAUGGCUAGCCUGGAAGGUGCCAGUAGGUUGAGCUCCAGACUCCUGCCAAGAUGUUUGUGGCCUCCAUCCUUGCCUCUGCCCUGCUCUUCGGUUCUCUUGGUUCUGUGCUGGACCGGAAAUGCAACACCACAUGGGUGAUCAGAGACACCAGUUUCCUUAUUGAGAAGCUGCAGGGAGACCCAGCCUCAAAAUGCAGUUGCAGCACCAAUGUAACCAGCUGCUUGUGUCUUCCCAUCCCAUCUGAUGAUUGCACCACACCGUGCUUCCAGGAGGGCCUGUCACAGGUGACCAAUGCCACAAGGAAAUCCAAAUUCUUCGUUUUUUUCUCUCGGGUGAAAAGGACAGUUGAAGUCCUGAAGAGUAACAAGUGUCCGUUUUUCUCCUGUGAAAAGCCCUGCAACCAGACCACGGCAGGCAACACCUUGUCAUUUCUGAAGAGUCUCCAGCAGACGCUCCAGAAGGCAGGGGAGCAAGCGCCGAAACGCCGAGCAUGA
Molecule: messenger RNA, 3237 nt
Organism: Peromyscus californicus insignis
Lineage: Eukaryota; Metazoa; Chordata; Mammalia; Rodentia; Cricetidae
Gene: Il9
Product: interleukin 9
Exons: 5
Coding region: 2794-3237 (147 amino acids)
Source: RefSeq, a predicted model, not a curated record